AUGUCGCAAACCACUCUUCCCGGCUCGGACAUUAAGCCAUGGAUGCGCCCCGCACCGCAGGGAUAUAAGUUCAUCAACGCCAACAUCGUCGAUGUCGAAUCAGGCACAAUCAAAGAAAACGCAACCAUCAUAACUACUGAAGGGAAAAUCACCUACGUCGGCUCAGAAUUAUCUAUCCUAGUCUCACAAACCAACCUCAAAAUAGUAGACUGCGAAGGUAAAUACCUCUGCCCGGGCCUGUUCGACGCCCACGUACAUCUAUGCGCAGUGCCAGGUUUUACCGACUUAUCCAAAGCCUUUGGAAACCCAAAUGACGUUCAUCUGUUGCGGCAGCCAUACACAGCCUCGCAGAUGCUGCAUCGCGGCUUCACCAGCGUCCGUGACUGUGGCGGUGCCCAGCUCGCCCUGAAAGAGGCAAUCGAAGACGGUGUCUUCCCCGGCCCACGCCUCUUUAUCGCAUGUCAUGCCCUCUCGCAAUUCGGUGGACAUGGCGAUCUGCGCGGCCCACAUGAACCUACAGUAUGCUGCGGCGGCACACACAGCAAUAACCGCUUGGGCCUCAUGUGUAAUGGCGUGCCGGAGUGCAUUGCUGCCGUUCGUGAGGAUAUUCGCUGCGGCGCUGACUUUAUCAAAAUUAUGGGCUCGGGUGGUGUGGCUUCACCAACGGAUAAACUGGAACAUCUGCAGUUCACAGUGGCCGAGAUUCAGGCUAUGGUGGAAUGUGCCACUAAUGCUGGGACUUUUGUCACAGCCCAUGCCUAUACCGCCAAGGCUAUCCGGCAUUGUAUUGAUAAUGGAGUCCGCGGUAUUGAGCACGGGAACUUUGUUGAUCUACCCACUGCCAAGCUGAUGGCCGAGAAGGGGGUCUACUUGACGCCUACGCUUAUCGCAUAUGAUCAAAUGGCUUCCGAGCGGUGGAAGAACUAUCUGCCAAUAGAGUCCCAGAAAAAGAAUGAGAUCGUGCUAAAGUCUGGUCUUGAGGCUUUGAGGGUCGCCUCAGAGGCUGGUGUGACUAUGUGCUACGGCUCCGAUUUGCUAGGUCCGCUGGGCUCUGCGCAGACCCAUGAAUUUGCACUGCGGGCGCAGAUUUUGUCAUCGCCCGAGGUCUUGCGCAGUGCAACUUUUAAUCCGGCGAAGAUGAUGGGAUGCGCGGAUGAGCUGGGUCAAAUCAAGGAGGGCUUCCAUGCUGACGUUGUGAUUCUAAAUAAGAAUCCGCUUGAGGAUGUGACCGUCUUUGAUAGGCCCGAUGUACAUGUGCUUGGGGUAAUGAAGGAUGGCCGUGUCUAUAAAAGUAGGUGGGAUGCAUUGCUAGAGGAUGCUCAAAUUCCUGUGAGAGUACAAUGA
This is a messenger RNA of Penicillium vulpinum, 1344 nucleotides long. RefSeq names its product metal-dependent hydrolase family protein. Lineage: Eukaryota; Fungi; Ascomycota; Eurotiomycetes; Eurotiales; Aspergillaceae. The record is from RefSeq and is a predicted model, not a curated record. The transcript has a single exon. Gene Ontology annotation, molecular function: hydrolase activity, acting on carbon-nitrogen (but not peptide) bonds. Bases 1 to 1344 code for a protein of 447 amino acids.